CUGCGUAUCAAGCGAACAUAAAAUUAUGUUCUACUCCUAUCAAUCAAGCAAACCAAAUAGCCAACAUGUCAGCUGUUUCUAAAACGAGCUUAUAUGCCGAUUUAAACCGUUUUGGUCAGAACCAGGAGUACGAAAGAGCUUUGAAAUGUGCAAAUAGAAUUUUACAGGAAGAUGCAAGUGAGGUGGCAGCUUUCCAAUGCAAGAUUGUCUGCUUUAUUAACCUAGAGAAGUUUUCAGAAGCUCUUAAUGCUAUCAACAAGGACAAAUCCAUGCAGAAUGCUGUACGUUUUGAGAAAGCCUAUUGUGAGUAUAGAUUAAAUCGAACACAGGAAGCUGUAGCAACUCUUCGUGCAGGUGGGGACAACUUGGAUAAUAGAUGCAAGGAGCUCCUGGCUCAAGUAUUGUACAGAUUAGAGGAGUAUGAUGAGUGUUACAAGUUGUAUAGGGAUCUUAUCAAGAACUCACAGGAUGAAUUUGACGAGGAAAGGGAGACAAACUUGUCAGCAGUGCUUGCAUCACUACAAAUGUGGGAUGGAACAGAUGUGGAAGAGUCGAGUUCAAGAGAUAGUACCUAUGAGUUAUGUUAUAACCAUGCCUGUUACCUGAUAGGGAAAGGGGACCUAAAAGGUGCUGAGCAGAAACUUAGACAAGCUGAAGAAAUGUGUAAGGAAAGUUUUGCUGAUGAUCCUGAUGUGACAGAGGAGGAGAUUGCUGAAGAAUUAGCUAUCAUUCGGGUGCAACUAGCAUACAUACUUCAGAAGUUUGGCAGGAAUAAUGAGGCUAUAACCUUGUAUAAUCAAGUUCAGAAAUACAGGCCAUCUGAUGUGGGAUUGAUGGCAGUUUUGUCGAACAAUGUAGUGGCUGUUAAUAAAGACCAGAAUGUGUUUGACUCUAAAAAAAAGAUGAAAAUUGCAACAGGUAGUAAUUUGAAACAUAAAAUGUCAGCAUGUCAGAAGCGUGAGAUAGAUAUCAACCAGUGUUUAUUACACAUGUACUCUAACCAGAAUGAACAGUGUCAUCAAGUAGCUGCCAAGUUGCAGGAUCAGUACCCUGGAAUUAAUACACCAGUGUUGAUAGAGGCAGCUCAGUAUGUCAGGGAAAAACAAACACCUAAAGCUAUUAAACUUCUAGAGGACUAUCUUGAGACAGGAGACAGAGGUUCGUUCAUUGAUGUCUGGUUGACAAUUGCUCAGUUACAUCUGUCUGUUGGAAGUGUGUAUCAAGCAUGUGAUUCCCUCAAAAAGCUAGGAGAUCUGCAAUAUAAACCUGGCAUGGUUUCUGCCCUUGUUACAUUGUACAUGAGUGAGGAAGAUGCAGAGUCUGCAAUGGAGGUUUUGUCAGCAGCUGUAAACUGGACUCGCAAACAUCAGACAAAGUCUGAGGCCAUGCAAACCUUGUUGAAAGUGAAUACCAACUUCAUGUUGAAACAUGGAAGUGCUGAGAAUGCAAUUAAACUCUUGGAAGAAUUACGCAAAAAUAAUCCAAAAGAUUCAAAAGUGCUAGCCCAGUUGAUUGCAGCCUAUUCUAAAGUAGAUCCUGCCAAAGCCCAGAAGAUAAGUCGGGACCUACCUUCAGUGGAUGACAUUGCCCAGUCUGUUGAUGUUGAAGCUUUAGAGACAGCCUUCAGUUCUCUUGGACCGAAAUACAUGAAGAAAACACAGAAAGCUGAACCGUCCCCUGGACCAUCUGGUGACACAGCUGCUCUUAUACAAAAAAAGAAGAAGAAGAAAAAGAAGAGUAUGUGUAUUUAUUGUAUUAUUAUGUUUUUAUCUUUUUAUAUGGAGAUAAGUUGGAAUACUUUGACUUCCUCAUAUAUAAAUUAAUUAAUUGUUUGUAAU
This is a messenger RNA of Ruditapes philippinarum (Manila clam), 1838 nucleotides long. RefSeq names its product signal recognition particle subunit SRP72-like. NCBI's taxonomy places the organism in Eukaryota, Metazoa, Mollusca, Bivalvia, Venerida, Veneridae. Gene Ontology annotation, cellular component: signal recognition particle, endoplasmic reticulum targeting. Gene Ontology annotation, molecular function: ribosome binding; protein binding; 7S RNA binding. The transcript is spliced from 16 exons. The record is from RefSeq and is a predicted model, not a curated record. The coding region runs from base 66 to 1823 and encodes 585 amino acids. Gene Ontology annotation, biological process: SRP-dependent cotranslational protein targeting to membrane.